This is a messenger RNA of Spirodela intermedia, 19774 nucleotides long. The record is from the annotation of a GenBank genome assembly. NCBI's taxonomy places the organism in Eukaryota, Viridiplantae, Streptophyta, Magnoliopsida, Alismatales, Araceae.
AUGGGCGAAGGCUGGGUUCUAUCACAAUAUUCUGAUCUUCCGUACGACCUCCACAGACUCCACGCCGCCGCGGCGCCACCCGCCCGCCGCCGCCCUCUCCACGCUGGCUCCGGCGGCUGCGGAGGCGCCGUCCGUCUCCGGCCGGGGGACCCCCACCGCCGGCGUGAUCUGCGCCUCGAUUCCCUCCACAACGCGGCGUAGCGAGCGGAGGGCGUCGCAGUCGGAGCGCCGACGGUGGCUGCGCCGCCUCCUCUCCGCCCCCGCCGCCGCCUGCGGCGUCCCCUGGAGCGACCGCUCGACCAGCCGGCCAAGCCCCUCCCUGUCGUCGGCCCCCAGCGCCGCCGUCAUUGCCAGAAUCGCCGCCGGCAUCAAGCUGAUCACCGCCGGCGAAGCGGCGGCGGCGCCGCCCCAUCGAGACCACGGAUAGAUUUUGCUCCCCAUCUAUCUGCCUGCACACAUCGUCUCCCUCCCGGGCCUUUUUGAUCAUCCAACAUUCAUCGUAUUUGGACGCGAAAACGACUUACAUCCGUACCCCUACUUUUCAAUGGGCAUAACAGUUACACCCUGACAUUCACAGUAUUUAAUGUACAGGAAAGAACAGGGGUAUGAUCCUCAAGGCCAGGAACGCCUGUGGGCAUUAUUAUAGGGGUCGGAGACAAAAAAAUAAUAAUUUGUAGAGCUGGAUGCAAUUAUUGAGGCGGUAUAUACGCAGGAUAUGCCCAUUCGAUCUAUGAGGCACCACCAUGAAGGCGUGAAAUGAUCGGGAUGGACGCCCAGGAUUGAGCCCCAAUAAAAACAUGGGCCAAGCACAAAGCCCAAAACGGCCCAAUAUUUCAGUUAUCAGGCCCAACAUCAGAAUUUAGUUCGUUUCUGACAGGAAUGAGUUCUCAACGAAUCCAGAUGACAGAGGAAAGUCAACUCAAGAGGACAAUAAGAACAAGCAGCAACGGCGAGCAGGGUCUUACCUCGAAUCUCUGGGCGAUGGGGAAGCUCUAGACCGUACGAUCUCUUCAAUAUGUCCAGGCGAGAGGACGGCGCCGCCAUCAAAGCUGGAGCCCUCCAUCUGCCGGCGGAGCUGCAGAUGUCAACAGUCAACGGUCAACUAGGCCGUUGGAGAAGAGAUGGGCUGGAUGGGUCCCAAGAAGCCAUUGAAGGACAGACGCAAGAACCCAGAUGAACACAGAGGAAAUGGAAGCACUGACCGUUUCAAGAAUCACGGACUGGUCGUCUGGAUGGAAUCUACGCAUGUACUUGAGCAUCUCCAAUUGCUGCGUAGGAUUUCACUUUCCACAUAAGGAAAUCUUCUCGAUAUUAAUAAAUAAAUAUAUAUACUAUAAUACAUACAAAUUUUAUAUAAAUACAUACAUAAAUGAGCAGAGAUUAAAGUCUGAGGAGGCAGAAGGGAUACCUGCUCAUGCAGUCUGUGGUGAGAGAGCAUCUUCUCUGAGAACUCAUCGGGAUCGAGCUCUGCUUCAUCGCAUGCCAGCUCCUCCCUGAAGGAUUCACCAAACUAAGCAAAUGAGCCCCAACAUCGGGGGAAUUAGAAAAGGGAGGAGAAGUGAGAAGACUUCCGGAUUUGGCAAAAGAUCAGAAGAAAUAUGCAUCCUUGGGUGCGUCGGCAUCAUACUAUUAUUUUAGAGUAUCAUAAACAAUGCCGAAUAAUCAACCAGGGACGAGUAUCAUUUUCUUCUCUACAAAGAAAAUAUUUCGAAUACUAUAUAAAAAAAAAAAGAGCGUAUGUAUCGUAUAACAAAUCGUAAAACGUAAAUUAAAAAAAUUAAAAAAAAUUGUUGAUGGCGGCGAUGGAGAGAACCCACUAUUUCUUGUAUUUUAGGAUCCUGUAAAGAUGUUAUACGAGUUAUUUUCAAGCUAUAUUUUAAUUUAUAGUUCCUUUUUUUAGGAAGCAGCGACCACAUUUUUGGGGAUUAUUUUGCUUGCAGCGCAAAAGAUUAAAGUCAUGUUAUUUAUAAAAAUCGUCUGGCUAAAAGAUUUGUAUAAAACAAGACGAUUUUCCUAAGGUUAAGGCAGAGGCAGAGGAAAAAUGAUAGGUCAAAUAAAAAUGAAAGAGGUGGCAUUGACUUCAAUGGUCUUACCACUCUCAACUUAUCAGGGAUUAAGGAAAUUAGUGAGGCGACGUUGACUUUAAUGAUCUUACUACUCAAGAUAAAAAGAUGGAAAAAAUAGGUCCAUCGACUUAAGAAUCAGUUUUCAUUAUCAAAAGAUGACAUUUGGCGGUGAUAAAUGAGAAAGACAACCAGUUUCAAAUUGGUACAGAAGCAGGACAGAGUCAAAAUCCCACCAUCUCAUUGAGGCACAGUUGCACUGUUAAUUUAGAAAGAAAAGAAAGAUCGUUUACUGAAUAAACAAAUACCUCCAAUGUUCUUGGCGUCUGAGGCAUUGACUUUUAGUUUAGUUUUCAUCAAGCCCUUUUAGAUUGGUAUUUUUUGAGGAAAUGGUCGUCAAUGAUCACACCAAACCUUCUACGUUAAAUUUACUUCAUUUGUGGACUGUCACCUGGAUUGGAAUUCCCCCCAAGACUCUACCAGAAGCCUAAAUCAGGUCAGCUUCAUAAGUCAGAUUUAUGCCCUCUCUACGUACUGGCAACUACGUUGGAAAAGUGUGCCACUUUCCAUUUAGGAGGAAAAACAAAUGCCUAUUUUCGGAGAUAACCAAAGAAAAAUUUAUUCAAGAGUUAAAUCGCUGUAAUUAUCCACAUCCAUAGAAAUGAGAAUGAAAUAUUUCUUUCACGGGAUCACAAAAAAUCUUAGAGAGAACUUACCUGGCAGUUCAUCAUGCUCAUGGUCAAAAUUCAUGAAAAUAAUGAAUAAAUACAAAAACAUAAAAUAGACACAUGCAUUUUUUGAAAUUUUAAGUCGCUGAUAGAGAAUGGAAACCAUGCAUUUCUUAAUUCCCAAGACAGAAGGAACUACAAAGAAGCAAUCUCCUCGAAAAACUUCAAACGUUUGGAUGAAUUAUUUUGAUUGCAGAAACCGCCACAGGCAUUAGAAGGAAACUAUAACAAAGAAGGAAUAUAAAGAACAGAAGUAUAGAGUUAAAAAUACAUACUUGGCAAUAAAUCGAUAGAACUGAAUCAUCAGGUCCCUAUCAUUCUCGUAGACUGCAUUAACUUUUCCUAAGCAAGCAAUACCGAACCUAGGAUCUGCAGUUCAGCAGUAGAUGAGUCUCAGAUUCCAAGAAAGUAGUGCAAUCAAUAGCGCCAGACCAUACAUCAAGAGAACGCAUUACAGACCUAAAAGUAUCAUUUUCCGUCAUAUUCUGAUAGACUAAGUGCAGAAGAGGCAUAUUCCUGCCAAAGGAUAUUCUCUGAGAGAGAAAUUAAACGUUGGCAAAUGCAAACGUUUAACCGAUAAUCACAUGGUAGUUAAGCACAGGUCGAGCUUCCCAUUUCUCUUCUUCUUCACUAGAAACUCAAUUCAAACAAAUCCACCACUCCCGAUAAAAGGAGAGAAAAAACAGUCAUGGAACUCAUGACCAGGGAGAGGCCAAGAUAAAUCAAGGUAACUCAGAAGACCUUCCAAAACGUGGACACCCUGGGCUUCCAUCAAUAGAUUCCCGUUGCUACUCCCUACCUGAAGCAUCAUGCUAAACCUGAGAUGAACUAUUUAUUCCUCACGAGUAAAAUUUCCACAGAUGCGGGCAUACAAAGAUUUUAAAGACAACUGUAUCCACAACUUUUUGUUCAACUGGCACAUAUGUUGUUUUUCUUGCAAUGCCUUGAGAAUUAUGACGCUUAAACGGGUAGUGCCUGAAUAAUCACAGAAGGGGGAUCCAAAUUAUUCUCAUUGACGUGUAAUAAAGUUCAAUGAACAUUGAUGAUGGGUAUUUACAAGCUGAAUCGUAAAUAAAAUAUAUGUGGGUUCACUAUGAUGUUUCUGUAUUAAAACAUAUUUAAAAUGAUGACCAACAUUCAGGUAUAAGGAGUAUUAACAUUUCUAAAAAACUUCAUUUUAAUAUUGAUUCCAAUAAAAGCUGAUCUAGAGAGACUUCUGAGAGAUCAAUUAAAUGUCCUUUAUAUUCUAUUCACUUGAAAAACGGACGACCUUGUGGCAGUGUAAUUGUCCUUCACUUACUACUCUGUGGACUUAGUAGAUUAAAGGCUAUAGCUUUCUAGCAAAAUGAACAAGGAAAAGGCUUUCACUAUGGCAUUAUCAUGGAAACUGUCAUCAAAAUAAAUUUCGUGAACAUGUUUCUGAUGGAUCCAAAUAGAAGUGGAUUCCCAAAGACUAUGUAAGAUACUGUUUCAAUGUAGAUUCACCAAGCAAGAAAAACAAUAUCUUAGAUUCUAGCUUGACUCGAUAGCAGUGAAUGUGGACUUGGCAAUGAUUUCUACACCCUUGUUCAUUUUUCCAUUCUUAGAUUCCUAAAGGGAUGAAUGACUAGACUUCACAUUUAAUGCGCAAACCCUUCACAGGACCAUCAUUUCUCGAAAAAUAUUCCUCGUUUAAUCCAGGUCCACACAAUCUUAAUGAGAAUGAAGGCCGAACUAAACUUCUAAACUUUGCAAUCUUGGAAAAAUCUCACGAAUGGUUGAGAGCAUUCUGUCUUAAAAGAAUUGCACAAAACCUUACGAACCGUCAUGAAUCUGCUCGGGUUAGUUCACAGAAACAGCACAUUAUGGCAUGAGUCACAUGCAAGUCAGACAAAUAUGGUGCACAUCAAAACCUAUGGUACGAGCCAUAUAAGGCCCGGGGUUGAACUGAUCAAGAAAUCCUUGCGCAAAUCAAGACUGAGUAAGCAGACCUUGGUUUUAACUGUCAUAGGCGUGAAAUUUCAGAGGUUCAUAACGAAAGUUCCAGAGUUCAGGUAGUUUCGAACGGAAUUUUCUGCAUGAAAGAAAUGAAGCACCAACCGGAGGAAUACAAAUAGAAAUCACAUUUAACACUGUGGCCUACCGAUUCCCAUUUCCGUAAAUAUUUCCUCUUGGAUGGUGGUAGUCACAGCAACUGCCUCCUGCGCACAGGAAAGUUCAAUUGAUUACCUCUCCUAGUGUGAGAUUGCAUCUCCUGGUAAUUAUAGCAAAGUGGAACUCUGUUUCAUUUCAUUUCUUCUCCCAUAUGUGACUUCUUAAGAGUUUAGCCUUUGAGGAUGAGGUUACACCCAAAAUAAAUUGUCCAUUUCCCUGAAUUAUUAGAAUACGAUAAUUAAACAUACAGCUGACAAAGGAUAGGGAUAUUCCCAGAAUGGAAUCGCGUCGUGCCAUUCAACCGUAAGCCGAGGAGGAAAAACUCCGCAUAACGAUACGAAAUUUUGAAUAGCGUCGACAUAUUCGCACACAGAAGCAAGUAAAAUAAUCGAGCUCACGAUGGCCACUUCCGUUUGUCCUCGGUCCCUAGAGAUAUUGCACGGCAAUACCAGAGUGCCAAAAGAGUAGCCUUAACCACAAAGAGUGAUUAGGCAUUGCGUCAGAUCUUGGGCAGGAAUACAACCGAUCAGACAUUCAAGGAUCUUUUCCGAGUAUUCUACCUGAUUGUCAUUCACAGCUUGCUUGAUCCGCCUCUUUACAUCUGAAACAAACAAGGCAGGUCUUCACCGUGAUGGUAAAAGGAACAGUGGGACGCUUCGGAGAGGCUGAAGAAGUGAGCGCGAGACUCACCCGCCUGAGAAGUAAGAAAGGCGAAGCGGUCAAAGAGGUGGAUGAGCUGGUCCCUCGACAGCAUCCCCGAUUCCUGCAGCGAGAACGAAGCAGAGACGCUCGACGUUGAGACCUCCAACCAGAGGAGCCCGAACGGAUGAAGGAGGCCACAAAAAAAAAAAAGACGACCUCCUAAAAGGCAUUUUAUAAUUACAUAUAUACCAAGUUUUAAUUAAAAUAGUACAAAUGCCCAUGGGAACCAAUUUCUGAUCCCAAAGCCCACAAACUGAGGCUUUCGUAUUUUAUCAUUAUUUAUAUACCCAGAUGCAACUAAAAUAGUAAAAAUGCCCCUGUAGACAAAUUGCUCAAUCCACGCUUCCGUGCCCUCUUCCUCCGGGGCCGAGAGCGGAUGAACAGAGCCUCAAUAAAAAGAAGACAUAACGACCGCAUAAAAGGCAUUUUAUAAUUAUUUAUAUACCCAAAUACAAGGAAAAUAGUAAAAAGAUACUGGGAAACAUUGCUCUCAAACCGGGCCUUCUGUAUACCAAUUUAUUUAGGCAACGCUGACCAAGAGGGCUGACCCUUAGGGGUUUAACCGUUAAAAGUCAGCAAAAAUCCAUAAAUAUCAGAAUAUAUUACAGUUUAUUAGAAGAAGAAAAUUAAAAAAAGAGGAAGCGUGCAGAGGAAGGAGUACCCGGGGUAAGAUGGGGGUGGGGGGGGGGGGGAUUCAGAAGUCUUCGUCGAGCUUGAAGACGUGGAGGCCGCCGUCGCCGCCGUUGAGACUGGACAUGACGGAGGCCUUCUGGUACUCGCCAACGCGUUUCUCGAAGAAGUUGGUCUUGCCCUGGAGGGAGAUGAGCUCCAUCCAGUCGAAGGGGUUAGCGGCGUGGUAGAUCUUGGGGUGCCCGAGGGCGAGAAGGAGGCGGUCGGCGACGAACUCGAUGUACUGCGCCAUGAGGGCCUGGUUCAUGCCGACGAGGGCGCAGGGGAGGGCGUCGCAGACGAAGUCCCGCUCGAUGGCGACGGCGUCGGCGACGAUGGAGCGGAGGCGUUCGUCGGGGAGCCUGACGCGGAGGAGGGAGUAGAGGAGGCAGGCGAAAUCGCAGUGGAGGCCCUCGUCGCGGGAGAUGAGCUCGUUGGAGAAGGUGAGGCCGGGCAUGAGGCCGCGCUUCUUGAGCCAGAAGAUGGCGCAGAAGCUGCCGGAGAAGAAGAUGCCCUCGACGCAGGCGAAGGCGACGAGGCGCUCGGCGAAGGAAUCGGAGGAGUCGAUCCAGCGGAGGGCCCAGUCGGCCUUGCGGGCCACGCACGGGAUGGUAUCCACGGCGCGGAAGAGGCGCGAUUUGGCGUCCGAGUCCUUGAUGUAGGUCUCCAGGAGGAGGCUGUACAUCUCGGAGUGGAUGUUCUCGAUGGCGAUCUGGAAGCCGUAGAAGGCGCGGGCUUCGGCGACCUGGACCUCCUUCAUGAAGCGGCCGGCCAGGUUCUCGAGGACGAUGCCGUCGGAGGCCGCGAAGAAGGCGAGGACGUGGGUGAUGAAGUGGCGCUCGUCGUCAGUGAGGUCGUGAUCCCAGUGCCGCAUGUCGUGGGAGAGGUCUACCUCCUCCGCCGUCCAGAAGGACGCCUCCGCCUUCUUGUACAUCUCCCAGAUCUGCGGGUACUUGAUCGGGAACAUGCAGAACCGGUCGGGGUUCGGCGCCAGCAGGGGCUCCUCUGGCAUCGAUGGCAUCUUCGCUCGCUCUGGAAGGAGAUGGAUCGAUAGAGGUGCUGUGGAGAGAGAGAGAGAGAGGGAAGGGGGUCGUUUGGAUGGAUACUACUUUCAGGGGAAGGGGAUGGGGGGAUUUAUAGCAGAGAGAAAAGGGGGCCGAGAUAGACGUAGCUUCCAGGAGAAGGAUGGGGGGAUUUAUAGCGUGGGAGGGAGGAUUUUGAUUUUUUUUGACUUCCCACCAGUUUUCCUGCUGCGGCCAAAUCUUCCCGGGGGGCGGAGGGAGGGGAUUCUCAGUAAGUCGAAUUUUAAACUUUGGCGGGAGCGGCGGGGUCAUCUUUUGGGAAGGCGGGGGCCGCUUUCGCCCUCAGAUGGCGUGGAAAUAUCUCCUGUUAACAGGCCGGCUAGUCUGGGCCGGACCAGCCGGCCCAGCGAGAACCCAGCCUGAAAUUGCAUUAGGAGGUUUGAGUAUUAUCUUCCCAUUUUGAAAUCUCAAGGCGUCGAUUUGUCUUUCCGAUUUCUGAAGAGACCGUUCCCUCGUCAAUACCACAAGAAGAAGCAGUAGGCCUAGCAAUUUAUUUUGGAAAGGAAUCUUCCAACCGCCCCAGUUCAGUUCUGCGUGUUGUGGGACAUCGCUAGCUCUCCCUCUGCCUGGGACCUCUGGCGCUUCACGUACUGACGUAUAGGCUCCUUUACCUGCAGAGCAUCACAAGAAUGAAGACAAACUCUGUACUGUAGCUGUCUAUCUGGAGACCAUCUUCCGCCACCUCUUCUUUUUUUUUUUGCGAAGAUGGUAAGAAUCGAGUAUAAUGAUUGAAAUGAUUCAGUAGAAUGCUACUUAAGAGAGAUGCCUGUUGUAGAGAACGUACUGUGCUCGCCUUCCGGAUCCUCUUAUCCUGCGUGGAGUGGCUGCGGAGGGUUCCGUCAGCUUCGCGGCCGAAGCGGCAACUCGGUCUCCCGUUCUCUCUCCCGGCAGUGCCGCUCUCCAUGGUAGGAAUUGGCUGCGCCAGGCGCCAUUCCGUUAGAUAAGAGAAUAGCACUAGUAACUGUCAACGUUUGAACUGUAUUGACCUCUAGCUUGCUGAUGGGAGUGCCCCCCUGCUCCUGCGGCCUCCCCAGAGUUGAUAGCCCGGUGCGAAUCGAACCAUUUUGAAGCGUGUCCGAUCGUCCUCUAGUGCGGGUGAGCUCGGAACCCAUGGAGUGGAGCGCGGCACAGGUUGAUCCAUCCUUCGGGUUACAGCCUAGCAGUGCCGAGGAAUACCAAGUCCUUGAGAGUAAUUUUUAUUACCAAAAUAGUCAUUUUACCGUUGACUACUCGGGCCAUGAACCAGGGGGGGGGGGGGGGAUAACGUACCGUCUGGUGGGAACUCGAGGCUGUUGAAAUCAAAGGGGUGGCGAACUCUGUUCUCUACUCCCUAUCGAACCCACGAGCCGAUGACGAAUCAAACAAAUGGGGUGCGCGAUUGUAGGAUUUAAAUAAAAAAAGCUUUAUGAUAAAUCGGAUAGAAUGUUACCCCGUUAUUUCUCUCGAGGGCUUUCCGGACCUCGACGAGCUUCCUGUUCGUCGACUCAGAAUGAAUGACGCGCCUGCCUGCAGAAUAUCGUGAACCGUCCUCUCCGUUCACAUAUCACGAACAAGUGUUUUUGCAAAAUAUAAAAAGAUUAGGCAUCACAAAAUAAAGCGGAUAGUCUUCCUAGUAUGCGACUCUACCUAGUCGUUUGUUGGCUGUAUUCUGGAUAAACCCAUCCUCGGCCAUUCUGUCAAUCAGCUUCCUCACCGCGUUCUGGUUGGCUUCUCCGUCUAGCUUGUUCUGAAGCUUUGAUACCGACACGUACUCCAUCGGAAGAGCGUAAUAUAAUGCCUGCAGCGAAUCAGAUGUCCGUUGGCAAUGGAGGCCACAGAGCCAGAGGUGUCAAAUUGCCUAGCUCACUCACCUUCAUGUACAUGUGAUCUUCCCUGAGUUGUUUCUCAGUUGGAGGAACGUCCGGCAUGUCAACCUCUUCCUUGACCUUGGGGAUGUCUUCUUGGAGAUCCUGCCAGUUGCUAUUUUCUUCAGCGAAGGCGAUUGAUAAGAAGCAGUACUAGAGAAAAUCCGGAGUACGAGAGCAAUUCUGCUACCUUCCCUCUGUUUAUGGUGUAUCUAUCUUUACCGGAUUUUGAUAGCAAUCCUUCUAUCAGUAGUUUGUCUAAAAUUUCUGGAAAAACAGAACUGUGUAAGAAAACGGUAACUAAAGAAGUUCAACGAAAUUAUCUCGUAUAUCUUUAUUGAUGCCGGUGGUAGUGGACUUGUUAGUUAGUACCCUCGGUCAAUGCCUGCAAAGCAUAGAUAAAACCAUCAGAAGACUAGAAAGCGAGGUUAUAUUUCUGGGAAUCAAGGAAGCGUGUGAAUUAUUCUGGUACAUGGAAGAAUCUCACAAGAUAUCUUGCAUAAUCAAAAGCAUAAUUCAAUCGGCUACUUUACGGAUAAGUGAACGACUUGUUAGCUGAGAUUUAGCUAGUAAUCACCAGCGAUAUGUCGGAAAAGUUUGAAAGAAUUUCAGAAAGUUCCACAGUGUCCACGUGUCUGGAGGUAAUCCAUUCCCUUAUCCGUGCCGUGCUUUGCUCCUCGUGGUCAACAUCUUGAGUGUCAUCUGCAAGACAGGAUUUUCAAAACAAAGGAAUUUGAAACAAAUAAGAACCAAAAUUAAAUACCGCAGUUUCGUACUAUUCACACCGUUUUGUGAGGUCAUAAUCAGAAUGGCAUUAGUUUAUCAUUUUCUGUCGAAUGUUAGAACGUGAGUUCUGUGGAACAUAGAAGCUAACCUCCCUGAACCGCUGGGGUAUCUUCACAUGGACGCUUUUCACCUGCUAAACCAGUCUCAGCAUUACUCAAUACAGCGCUACAUCACCAAAACCAACCAUAAAGUUGAAAGUCUACCAUUAGGGGCCACAAUGUAUUGGUCCUGCAAGAUGGGAGAAAUAAGGUAAGAAGUUACCAACCUUGUCUAUGUCCGCGUUCGGCAAAACAAAAGGGAAUAUUUAUAGAUAAAAUAAUGAAAAAAAACCAUACAAUGGCAACAGAUUCUGUCUAGAUUUUUUAAUAUUUUAUCUUUUCUCAAAACCAUUUAUCUACGCAUUCCGACAAACAAUUUUAUUUUCUUGAGGGGAUGUCUUGCCUCGCCAUCGGAAGAUGAUGACCCGUCUUCGUGUCCUGAACAGGCUCCCAUGCUUUCUUCUUCAUCGUCUGCAAUAUCGUUGUUCUCAUCUUCACACGGAUCAAGGAUGCUCUUGACCUGCAACGUACACUUCCUUAGACUCAUUCAGUAUGACGAAAGAAUAUAACUCGUCGCUACUACAGCUCACCUUUAGAGCCAACACAACAUGCUUGCUAUUGACAUUUCCAAUCUCCAUUUUCAAAGGAGUUUUUCUCCACAAAUUAUUGGCUUCGUUCUCAGAGCAGCAUCUGAAGAAUGGGGGCUCAUAGUCUUCUGGCUGAGAGUCACUAUAGCUACGUAAGAAACUGUGCAUUUACCUCAUGCGAGAAGUUUUGACAACGUAUUUGGGGGACCAUGAAAUAAUAUUUAUUAAAAAUAAAUUAACAGAAAUUAAGUUAAAAUUAUCAAGCACUGUUAUGAUUCUUGAAAAAGUGUAAAUCGGCAGGAAGAGCCAGAAACAUAUUCUAAAAGGUUCGAUUAAUAGCUCAUUUUUUUUUUGGUCUUCAAGAAUCACAGACAAUCAUUGCCUUCACGGAAAAUAUCUGCUAUCUAGCAAAUGUCCAACUGUAUUUUGUGCAUGAAAAAGAUGAGUCAAAACGAAAAUGUAAACGCUUCGUAAUCUAAUAGAAAGUUUUUCUCAAAGAUUUCUACUUUAAAUAAAAAUCUCAAAGAAAUGAAAGUUUUUCUCAUACCGUAACAUCAUCGUAGUAAAAAAGUUUCAUCAGGAUGGUACGCUGAAGAGAAAGAGGGAUAUGAGGUAGAUUGUUUUAGUCCCAAACCAAAAGGCAUCUCGGUUAAAUGAUUAUUUCCAAGGAAUCAUAUAUUACCUCAUCGGGCAUCUGAUCCAGAGUCCGCAUUAGCUGAACUAGUGUCCGCACCAUCUUGCAGGCAGAACUCCUGCGAUAUGAAUUUUUCCCCAUCAGAACUAUGGCAGCUAUCUCUGCUCUCGAGUAAAAUACACACGACAUUCUGAGGCAGUAGAAUAAAGGAGUAAGAAACCGAUACUGGAUAGAUGAUCAAAGAAAAAGAGAUAAUGCCUCAUUUGAUCUGGAGUGAUCUCAAUGGAAUUUGAUUUAAAUGUCAUCCCCUGCUUCUUGUUCCCUAAUCGAGUUACAUUCAUUGAUACCUCUUCGGUGUCUGAACUAGAGUAGCUGAAAGAAACUGCAACAAAGAAUAGCAUCAAAACAUCUUAAUGCCUCGUAGGGCACUGAACAAAGAGACAAGAAGGAGGAUGUAAGUGAUUUUCUUCAUCUAUUGAGGUACAUUGAGAAACCUCCGUGGUUCGAGUACGUCAUAAGCCUAGAAACAGUCCAAAAUUUCUAAAGAUAACAAUCAUUGAAUCAUAAGGUCCCUAUGUUCGGAACUAGAUUGUGAAAUCGCGAUGGGAAAAAAGUGCGAAGGAACAAGAAGCCAAAUAAUAAUUUUGGCGAUGGACUACCAUCAGUACAAAAUUGAGAACAACGAAAGAACACAUAUAGGAGAAUGAUUCGUCAAAUCGUCGCCCAUUGGAUUAUCUUCAUUAUUACAUGUAAAUGGCAUUCCGAGACUUACAAGAAUAUUCCUCAAUCAUCGGUCCCUCGAUGUUUUCGCAGAUGCAAAACAAAAGCGUCUUCAGAUACUUCUUCUGUAACGCGUCGUAAACACCUGAAUUUAAACUUCGAAUUAAAAAACCGUAAAACAUUAUCUCUAACGGAAAAGGAUUGAAGCAAGUGAGAGCAGUCAAAAGACGAAAACCUUUUUCCAUCCAGUCAAUAAGUCUACGCGAUUCAGUGUCCAUGGGCAUCAACUUCUUAAUUUUCAUCUCUAGUGCAGGAAACGAAGAUGUGGUCAUGAAUGAUUUCUUCCCAGAGGUAAUAUUGAAUGUUAAUAAUCAUGUUCAACGGAGAGAGAAUUGCCUCACCGAGCGCAGGAACCGACUUGUCAUUGAAGUAUUUCUCCGGGAAGAGACCUCUGAUGUAACUGAUGUUGAAGAUCGCUAUCCGAAGAAGAUUCCUAGUCUGAUUCGCCGAAUGAGGGAGACAGGGAAGAAUGCAUGAAGGCAGUGACGUACAUAGAUAGUGAGACACACAGAGAUAGGGGUGUUUUUCUGAGUGCUGAAGAUGGAUUUUGAAUGAAGAACAGAAGUUUUGAGGCAAAUAGGAGCUCAUCAGACAGGUUCACAUGCUUUAAACAUGUGCUCACUCAUGUCUGAGAGAAUGCUGAGUUGGUCUUAUAUCAGAACCAAGUGAGCAGUCUUAAUAUAGAUUUAGAUGCUACAGCAGGGUGCUUCAAAUGAGCAGAUCACCAUGUGAAGUUCCCAUGGGAUGAGAGCCGAUCAGAGAGACAAAAACGUAGAGACGUAAACGAACCAUGGAAUUCCUGAGUAAACUAAAAUUACUUGAAUGAGGAGCAGGAAGGUGUUACCAGGAGCAGAGAAUCUUGCUCGGUGAUCUCUGCUUCUUUCAAUCUCUGUGCAACAACCUGCAGUACGACUAAAAUUAACCAAAAUUGAAGGGCAAUAAAGGAGACAAGUUGCGAGAUAGAUAGUUAUAGAGAUAGAUUGAGACAGAGAUACAUAAAUAGACACAGAGAGACAGAGCGAGAUUUUAGCUACUCACCAUGUCGGUCGGUUCCUGGAAGCGGAGACUCUCACUCCCUUUGGACCCUCGACGAUCAAGAACACAGGAUUAGCAGACAGAUUCGAAAAUAUUUUGAGCGGCAACCGGUGCUUCUAUUUAUACAGGCAUCAGCAUGGUUGCCUCCAGUGGACGACUCAGCAACAGAACGAGCGACUCAUCUCAGCAGGAAAUGACCAAUACACCCUUGUACACCCUGGCUCCUGUUCUGCCAACAAUUUCCCCGCGCUUUUUGUUUCCUCCGUGGCAGCCAUCAAGUAUUUUAAAGUUAUAUAAUUAAAAAAGGUUAUUCAUAUUAUUACCAUUAUAAUAUAAAGCGGGCCAGGCCCGGCUAUCGAUUAGACCUGACAGAUCCAGUAAUGUGGGGCCCGGCCCGACCUGCACCGACACUCUAAACGGCGCUCGUCGGGCCGGGCCCGUCAGGAGUAAUCCCGACCUCGGUUUCAGGUCAUUGUUUCAUAGUGUCAGCGGAGGGAUCCGAGAACACGUAAAACGUGCUGGCGCUGUUUCGCCGACGUGGACUAGUAAUCAGGCCUUCCGUGGUCAGCCGUACCCGGUAGAGUGGGCCAGCCGUCUCUACGUAUCUAUACUCCGAGAAGGAAGAAAGAGAGAGAGAUAGAGAGAGAGAAAUCUCUAUAUAUAGAGAGGGAGAGAGAGAAAGAGAUAUUUAAGAAGAGGGAAGGAAUGUCUGGUUCCGUAGUAGGUUCCUCAUCUGGACGUUUAUGUAGCCUCUCUGGUUCACCUCAGUCUCGUCGCUGGAUAUUUGAUAUGGUGAUGACGAGGCGAGCAUCAUCUUCUUCUGCUACUACUUUUACGUCUUUGCGUGUGCUGCUUCCGCUGCUGCUGCUGCAGUUCCUAUCGGCGCCGCUGUCAGCGGCCUCCGCCUCAGGCAUCCCCGUCUAUCAGCGUUCUCCAGAUGUUCAUCCCCUGUCGCAGAUUGCCAUGCACAAGGUGUCGUUGGCUCUGGACCCCUCCGCCUACGUUAAGGCUUCUCCUCGUCUCCUCGGUCUGCGGGUACUUCUCUAAAUAACUUGUUCCUAAACCUGUGGCCCUUUGAGCGAGUUGAAGCGUUUAAAGUGAACUUGAUUGCAGGGGGAAAAUAUCGAAUGGGUAACAGUGGAGCUCUGGUCCCCAAAUCCAGCCAGUAAUGACUGGGUUGGAGUAUUCUCUCCAGGGAACUUCAAGUAAUCUCUCUUGCUCUCUCCGGAAGAUUUUUCCUGUUCCGUGGGUUGGUUUUACUCGAAUUCUUUCUGAAGUUCUGGGGAGAGUUCACCACCUUGUCUGUGGAGGGAUUGUUUUACAAAUUUUCUGCUCCUUCUGAUAGCUCAUCCGAUUGUUCUGCUCAACAAGAAAAUUCAUGGGAGGAGGCACCUCAUAUUUGCUCGGCACCAAUUAAGGUUCAGUAUCCUCCUAAUUUUGCACGUUCUCUUUUGAUGCGAAAUAGACUGAAAAUGGAGCGUUAUUUUCAUGAAAUAUGCGUCUUGUGACUCUAAUACGAGGCCUGAUGUUUCGCGUUUCAGUACCAAUUUGCAAAUUAUUCCAACCCAAACUACCUGAAGACGGGGAAAAGUUAUCUGAAGCUUCAACUAAUCAACCAGAGAGAAAACUUCGCUUUUGCAUUGUUUUCCGGAGGCCUUUCUAAUGUAUGUAUUCAUCUCUCAAAUGUCUGAUCCAUUUUAUACGUUUCAGUGGAAAUUUAGCCUUCUCUUUACCCCUUCUCUGAAUUGGAAACGGCCCGUCGUUUUAUCUUCAUGUGUUCCAUCUAAACUGAUACAUUGGUUUGGAUGAGCAGCCGAAUCUUGUCGCAGUAUCAAGUGUCGUCAAAUUCGCAAACCCAAAGGCGCCUGUAUAUCCACGUCUUGCUCAAGGAAAGUUAUGGGACGAAGUAAGCCAAUUCAUAUCUUCUUCCUCUUUAUCACGCCUUUGCUCUGCACUUUUUUGCGUGAUUUUCUUCAUAGAUUUAGUUUGAUACAAAGUACUAUAUUGUAGCACUACAAUUGACUUUGCUCAUUUCUGUGAACUAUGGUAUCCCUCCUUCUAAUGGGUAAAUAUCUAUCGAUUAACAUCUCACUCUAUAGCACUAGAGGCCUUUUUGAGCUUUUUUUCCCUUGAAGUUAGACUUGGGCCUAUUCUGAACCAAAGCGUUCGGUGAAAGUGAAGUAAAUUCAGAGGGGAAACAUGAAGUAUAUAGGAGUCUAGGAGAAGGCAACCCCAGGCAAUAGUUGAGUCCAUCAGCUGUCUGAUAAUUUAUCUGGAGGGUUAUCUUUCUAAUGAAUUUAUAUUUUUUUGUAUGGUUUAUUUCCUUAAAUAUUUCCACUAAGUACGCUCUUGUAGACUCCAUAGCAUUUAGGUUCAUCAUCAUUCUUAUACAUCAAUAAUAGGGGAUGAGGAUGGGAAUCCUGUUUAACCAUUCCAUUCUAUGAAAAAUCGUUCUGUGUUAAAUUGAUUAUCAGAAAUCAGGAUGUGAAGGGUAAAAGCAUGACUUGUCUCUGAUCAUGCCCACAUUUCUGAAUUCAGUUUUUUUCUGGCAGAUGACCGUCACAUGGACGAGUGGUUAUGACAUAAAUGAAGCAAUUCCUUUUGUUGAAUGGGGACCAAAAGGAGAACCUCAAACCCGUUCACCAGCUGGAACAUUGACAUUCAAACGUAGCAGCAUGUGCGGUAUGCAUCAUCAUUUAGCUCGUAUUGGGAUGGUUAGGAGCAUUGGAUAACUUUUUCUUUGCAACCAAAUUUCUGUACAUGAACAAGUCAUGAUUCUUCUUAUCAUGAAAAGUAUAAAUAUUUAUUUUCUUCAGAUAUAAAAGUAAAAUCUGUUGAAUUCCCUCACGUUUGCCCCACCGAGUCUAACUUUCCUUAUAUUAAAACUCAUAACUCUAUUUAUAAAUGCUAAUUUGUGACUCAAAACUUAUCGUACUGAGUUUGUCUAACACCAUAUCAUGAAUCUUGUUUCAAUUAAAAUUUUAGAGCAGCUUCUACAUAUGUUAUGUAGAAAUCCAAUUCGUUCAUUUAUUACAUCAGAAUGGACAAAAUCCAUCUAGUUAUUAUAAUUUUCAAGAAUGAGUGGCCAACGUCCAGCUAUAUGUACUUCCCCCUCGAUUAAUUUUUUUAGUCAUGAUCUACCAAACUUUGAAAAUGACGAAUGCUUCUCUGAGCGUCAUUCAUGAUGGUAAACUUCAGAUUUUACAAGCCUAGGAUCCUUUAAAUAUUUUAUUUUAAAUUUCACACCAUUUAUUGGUGGGCUACUACCCAUAAAUAAGCUCAAUCUUUGAUGAACCCGAUCACUAUCAGCAUGCAGCGAAAUUUUAUUUGGGCCUUGUGUCUGUCUGUAAAUCAUGAAACUAUAUAGACGGUGAUGCACAAUAGAAAUGAGGCGGACACUUUAUUGAAUCUGCGUCUUAUGGUAUGAAGAACUACUUGAAAUUUAUGUUUUUUUUUAUCAAGCUCAGCCGAUCCGUAAGUAGCCAAUUGUAAUUUCUCAUUUGCAGGCGCACCAGCACGCACCGUUGGAUGGAGAGACCCAGGUUUCAUACACACAAGCUUCUUGAAAGACCUCUGGCCCAACAAAGUGUAUGGAAGAUCAAAGAUUGCUAUUUUUGGCAGUACAACGCAUAAAGUAUUUAGACACAAUCCUAACCUACUUAAGUGGAACAGGUAUACCUACAAGCUUGGACAUCAAACUUUUGAUGGAUCCUAUGUCUGGAGCAAGGAAUAUUCUUUCAAGGCAUCGCCUUACCCGGGGCAAGAUUCCUUGCAGCGAGUCAUCAUAUUUGGUGACAUGGGAAAGGCGAGACUUUACUCCUUUGAUGAAUUUUUUUUGUUUAUAUUAAUCUGGUGACAUUUCUCAGCUCAUUCUUUCAAAUGGUAGAUAAAACGUGAUGAUGUUCUUCCUCAGGCCGAACGCGACGGUUCUAACGAGUACAGCAACUAUCAACCAGGCUCCCUGAACACCACUGAUCAGCUUAUUAAGGACUUGAAAAAUUUCGACAUAGUUUUCCACAUAGGAGACAUGUCUUAUGCAAAUGGGUACCUCUCACAGUGGGACCAAUUCACAUCACAGGUGGAACCCAUUGCGUCGACCGUGCCUUAUAUGACUGCCAGGUCUGUCUGAUCCUUCACUGUGUUAAAGCUAAUAAACGCCAUUGAAGAUGAACUUGUAGGGUUUUUCUUUGGGUUUCUUUCACUCUUGUCAUCUUGCUGCGCUGCAGUGGAAAUCACGAGCGAGACUGGCCAGGGUCAGGAUCCUUCUAUGAUACGAUGGAUUCGGGUGGGGAAUGCGGGGUGCUGGCAGAGACCAUGUUCUAUGUUCCUGCAGAAAACAGAGCCAAUUUCUGGUAAAUUCAUUAUUUACUUAUAUACACUUUGUAUAUGAUAAUCUUAAUAAGAAAUAAAUUAUCUAUAUAUAUAUAUAUAUACAUAUAUAUUUACACAAGGGUAGUUUUGAAAAAAAUUACAAACUACAAUCAACCUUGCGAUCAGAAAUUGAGAAUAAUCUAUGGUAAUGUCCUAUCAGGUAUGCUACAGAAUAUGGUAUGUUCCGCUUCUGCAUUGCCGACACUGAGCAUGAUUGGAGGGAGGGUUCCGAACAGUACAAAUUCAUAGAGCACUGUCUUUCGACAGUCGACAGGCAGAAACAACCGUGGUUGAUAUUCGCUGCCCAUCGUGUUCUUGGGUAUUCAUCUGAUUACUGGUAUGCUCGAGAAGGUAGCCUUUCGGAGCCCAUGGGAAGGGAUAGCCUGCAGAAGCUCUGGCAGAAGUACAAGGUGGACAUUGCAUUUUAUGGUCACGUUCACAACUACGAGAGGACUUGUCCAAUCUACCAGGUAUGCAUGAACUGUAAUUAUUCAAAUCACCACGUUGACUUUUAUCCAUUAUUUUUUUCAAUUGGCACCUCAUGAGAUUAGACCAUGUAAAAUUUGUGUACACGGGCACUAAGAUAAUUUUUUAUAUUGACUAAGAUCACGGAAGCUCAACGAUUGCUUCUUACGCUAUUCAAUGACCGAUGAACAUCGUAGAAAUUCCAAGAUGGUUGCUUCUGGAAAUCAGGACUUGCCGAAUAAAAACUUUGGUGAUGGGCAAAUUUCUCUGCUUGCAUUGAAUUAUAUUUUCCGAGUCUAAGAUUUUACCCGAAUGUAAAUCUAGAAUACGAAUUCUGGCAUCCCUCUUGAGGUCAGCCGAAUGCAAUUUAUGAUGGGAUUGGGAGCUUUCAUUGCUUUUGCAUGAAAAUCAUCAAAGAUCUUCCUCAUGUUCUUGCUGUUGCUGUGCCAUUCAGAAAUAUUUUCCUACCCUAAAACUGAAAGUGAUGAACAUCCGCUUGAGAUUUGGUGGAUGUGAUAAGAUUGCGAAUCUUACUGCUUCGCAUGCCAAUCAGCCACCAUCAGACCCAUAUUCUUGUUCUUGUGCCAAUAUAAAAUAUGAAAUAUGAAAUAUUUUUUCCGAUUCAAACUUUCCAAACUGUUCUGCCGUAUUUUCAAAAAGUCAACGAAAGUUUUUGAUCAGUAGCUUCAUGCACCCCGUGAUUUGAUAGCGUUGUUUAGUUCUUGACCGCUAGCUCCAUCCCCCUCAUUAUCCUGCAGAACCAGUGCGUGAACGAGGAGAAGUCCCACUACUCGGGGGUGGUCAACGGGACGAUCCACGUUGUCGUCGGCGGCGGUGGUAGCCACCUGUCGACCUUCAGCACCAUCCAGACCAGCUGGAGCCUCUUCAAGGACUAUGACUUCGGCUUCGUGAAGUUGACCGCCUUCAACCACUCCUCCCUUCUGUUCGAGUACAAGAAGAGCAGCAACGGCAAGGUGUACGACUCCUUCACCAUCUCCAGGGACUACAGAGACGUCCUCGCAUGUGUCCACGAGGGCUGCUCCCCCACCACGCUGGCCAGCUGAGUUUCACCCCCCUUCCUUCUACCUCUCCCUCUCCCUCUCCCUACUCCGUCAGGAGAAUUCAGUUUGAUGCUUCCUACAGCGAAUAAGUGAAGCCGAAAUCCCAGAUCAGGCGUCAGCGAUAGAGUCGGAUAUCUGUAUGGUAGCAAGCCACUAUUGAGCGUUGACCUACUAGAGCCGUGAAUCUGGGAAGAUUAGCCAAGGUCUACGAAUCAAUAAAUGUUAUAAUGGGUUGCUGUUGUAAGAGGAUCGAGAAGGAUUCAAGUGGAUGGGUCAAUUUAUCUAUUGAGAUUGAUUAGAAACGAUCCUAAAUUAUGACUAAGUUUGGCCAGAACAAGGUGAGCUGACUCUUGUGUUGACUAAGACUCGUAGAAAGGGCAUUUAGUCAACAACUAGAAGAAAAAUAAAUUGCUUCACUCCUUUUUGAGUAAUAAUCAUCGGAAUACCAUAGAAAUGUGUGACAUCUUUCAAAGUCAACCCUCCUAUUCAAAAGGGUCAAAAUCAUUGGAAUACCACUCAUCUUGUCAUAUUGCAAAUUAAUGAGGUGGGAAUUAUUUCAAAAAAAGGGAAUAACUUUGUGUACACGUGCCCUGGGACCCUCAAACGGGUCGGGCCUGAAGAUGAGGUGAGUUUCGGGGCGGAUUCCUUUGAAUCCCCAGGCCCCACAUUUUGGCAUGCAACCAUGCGACGUGGAGAGCGAGAGAUGGAGAGCGAGAGAGAGAGCAAGAGAGAGAGAGAUGGAGAGCAAGAGAGAGAGAGGGAUGGAAAGCAAGAGAGAGAGAGAGAUGGAGCGUGA